AUGCCCACUCACGGUCGCACUCGGGAUCCGUGUCAGGCCCAACUCCACAGACCAUCCCGGAACAUCCGGCAUCUCCGACUCCACCGCCUCAACUACCCCAGACCUCACUCUGCCGGACCUCCCGGAGACAGUGAUUCGGAGCCGGUAUCCCCCGUCUCGGACACGCACUCCAUAUCGACGACGCCCCGCUUCCAUGCUAAGGACACGCCCGGCGACGACUAUUCUGUGGGAGGUGACCUCCAGGUUCCUAGACCGAUCAGUAAGACCCAGCCGUCAUGGGACCCUUUUACGGGUACACCCUUGGUGGAAGAGGAGGGGUUCGAGAUGGGACAGUCCACGGAUCCGAGCCCUCCUGCGUCUCAUGCAGGUCAAGGUCAAGCUGCUGCUCUUCCUCCUCCUCCUCCUCCUCAAGCCACACAAGCCGCCACCGCUGUAAGACCACGCGCGAACACGACCGAUGACCCAUAUGACGACUGGGUCGUUGUGUCGCCGCAGUCGCCUCCUUCUGGUCAGAUCCACGUAGUAUCUCCUCAGUCACCGCCACAGGCACCGCGGUCAUUCGAGCCCACCGAAUCAAGCAGGGAAGUUGAUGAGGAUGAUCAUGAUGCGACUCAUGGUUCUAGUUCAACGGGUCUCUUUAUUGUGCAGCCGACUCAGCAGUUGCAGCCGGUUCAGCAGCAGCCGGUCCAGCAGCAACCGAUACAGCAGCCACAACAACAACAGCAACAAACCAUAAAUCAUCUUCCAUCACAGCAGACCUCUCCCCAGCGCCAGUCAUCCUUUGUUGGCCUCCCGCCCAUCAGGCGAAGUUCCACAUUUGGUAUCAAUCUGACCAAGCGGGCGAAGAAACGCUUCCCCUUGGAUGAAGACGAUGAGAACAACUUCGUUUCUUCUCCGGUCAACACGACAACGGAUCAAUAUGGCAACGAUGGCGGGUCUUCAUCCCGCUUCCAGCAAGGGGAAUCCAGCUGGUCUGCACAGUCUGCGCAACCCAUGCGCGUCGACACUGGCCCACCACGCUUCCGUAAAGACAGCAACAUGUCACACAACGUUCUUUCGGCAACGUCAACACAGGCGGCUACGCUGGCGACCGAGAGCAGUGGGAUGACUGGGCAGGAUCUCAGAAUCGACGAUGAAAAGAGACCUCUGGGGCCGGGAGUAGCAAUGAAGGGCGCCGGCCGCGUACCAGGGCCCAUUGACACAAGAGCAGCGAUGCAACAGAAUGAGGGUGGAACGAGCGGUCGGCCGUAUGGUCCAGGCAUGCCUCCUCAUCAAGGGAUAAUGUCCCCAACUUUCGGAGGCAACCCGAUCCAUCACCUCCCUCCGCAAGGCCCGUGGAAGCUUGAGGAGUCGCAUUUGUCUGAGCCACUCGCAACCAGCAGAAACCGGCAGUCGGGAGGAUCUCUGUCACCUCACCAACAAACCUCCUUCGGGAUCGAUAAAGAGACUGGUGUGCCUUCAACGGCGGCGCAACGACCCGAGACGCAGCUGCCGCCUAGACAAAAAUUCUCCGAGGUGCCUCCAUCGUCAGCGCAGCGUUAUCCUGGUCUAUUCACCCCGCAAGCAGGAUAUCAGAACCCCAGCUCUCCCACAGGGCCCCGGGGCUCGGAAGACCUUGGCCAGCAUUUUUACAACCGCGAUUCUGCCUCGCUGUACAGGACGCAAACUGGCGACUCCGAAGUCAGCGGCUUCGAUCCCUCAACAGAUGAGGACCGUGGCCGUAGGCGGAGCUCUGGCUUCUUCAAAGAAAUCGGAGGUCGCAUCUCGCGUCACACCUCGCGGGAACGGCCAGCGUCCAAGGCUGAGAGUGGAGCGCCAAGCUACAUGGCCGGUCCAGACGUGCGAGGUGAUGCCGUGUCUGAGGCGAGUGUUGCCACAGGGGAGCUACAAGACCGCCAGAGACGGCGUUCAAGCUUCUUUCUUAACUUACGGGGUUCCAAACCUUCCGAUGUUGGAGGACCCCAUGGUCGCGAUGGCAUUGAAGGGAUUACGCCGUCACCAAAGGCGAGCCCGAACCCGGGUGGUCCAUCUCAGGUCCAGCAGCCAUCACUGGGAGGGCCUGCGGAGAGGAAACGGUCCUUCUUCGGUCCAGGUGCCGAUCAAUCCGCCAACCUCCCAAUGCCCAACCUGUCUCGUUCGUCAACGUCCACUGCUGGAUAUGAAGUAGCAAGCGGAGCAAUGGGCCCUCCGAAGAAGCGCUUCUCUGGCUUUACGAGCAAGGUGUUCCCUCGCAGUUCGAGUCAGCAAGACCUACAGGUGCCACAGAAGCCUAGCACAUCUCAUUCUACUGCGACAUCGACCAUGUUUGGUCGUCCGCCAAGCACGCAAGGAAAUCAACAGAGAAGCACCGCAUUGGAAGAAGUGCGAGUACGCCCGGUGUCUGACUUGCAGAGCGAACGCCGUGAAGCCCCUGUCGCGCCUGGCCAUGAAGCGCAUGAUGAACAUGUCUCACGGAGAAAGUCCAGUCAGAUUUUGAAUAUGGAGUCGCAUCCCUCACAAUCAUUUGAUGCUCCGGCGCCCCCAUCACAGAGAGAACAACCAUCGCCGGGACGUCGCCAUCUCACUGAGCAGAGACAGCCUUCUCUUUCAUUCCUGCAGGCUGAGGAGCAACUCUCGCGCCCUGAGCAACCAGACGACCAGACCGAAACCCACUGGGUUCCUCCCGGAUUCUCGGCCGAGCCAACGCCGGAGCCAUCGAUCAGACACAGCUACGGACGCGAGAACUCGCCGGGGCCCCAGACACCGCCUCUGGGCCAGGGGCAAGUCGCCAAUCACCAACAGGCUCUCGGCGUCCAGAAGUCUGGCCACACCAGGCGAAUCUCGGAGCAAUCUGCGUCGCUGCUGUCUCCCUCCUCCAACUUCAGGGCACAAUCUCCCAAUGGGGUGGCCGGCCAGUCUGAUAACUCGCAACGAUCCUCGGUAUCGAACUCUCCCAAACCGUCGUCUGCUGCCCAGAUACCGGCUCCGAGGGCACCUUUGGCAUCUGAAAGCCGAGCGCCCCCGCCGGACCCUCGACAACCAAGUCCAUUUUCAGUGCGUUUAAACGAUCAUCCAAGCAGCCAGAACCUCGGCCUCAGCAGCAGAUGCCACAUCCAAGCCAGAUUCAAAACCUGCAGCCGCAGCCGCAGCUGCAGCAGUCUCACAAGAGCCAGGGCCAGCAAAGGAUGCCGCCAGCUGUUCCGUUAUCACAGAGAAGUCAUCUACCACAGCAAGGACCUCAUCACAUACGUACCUUUCGAACCUGUCAUGACUCGGGCAAUUCCGAACGGCCCUGAGCCAAGCGGAAGCGUACGCUCCAACCCCCAACCCUACGUUGAACCUCAGUACGACCAAGUCCCUAUUCCUCAAGGAUAUGCUGCCGUUCACGGCGAAGGAGGCGUUGCGCCAUCUCCCUACGCCCUCUCACGCACCUCACCACCGGUCCAGUAUCCUGCGUACCACUCACCGCAGGUGCCUCAAUGGGGCCAGCCACCUGUUGCCCAGAGACAUCCGUCUGAAAUGUCAAUGUACAGCCACCCCAGCCCUCCCAUACAGCAAGGACAGCAGCUGCUUCACAGCCACCCACAUGGAGGUGCAUGGCCCGAGGGUGACCGGCGCGUCAGCAUGGCCUCCCACCAGUCCAACAUUUCGCAUGUCAGCCAUAGCACGCAGGCGGCCCAAGUCGGCCCGCAAGGUGAUGUGCCAAUUCCCAAUCAGCAACACCAGCCACAACAAGACACGAGAGGGAUACGGUUAGUGAACCAAAACGACAGCCGUAUAGCGGGUCCGGACUCGCAGUUUGGUCAGCAAACCAUGCCGCCAACUCAACAGCCUCAACAGCAACGAUACUCCCUUGUCGAUGCUCCGGUUCCAGUCGCAGCAUCUCCACAGAUACAGCAAAGUAAUAGUAGAGAGCCUCAGGGAAAGCAACAGACCAAGUCUGCUGAAGUGCAAACAUAUGUCAGUAAUACGGUCCGAAAUGCACAUGACAAGCCUUCGUCUCCCCGUCCUCAGGAGCACGCUCAGCAGACGCAAGGACUUGCAAUUGAUGCUGGUAGUAUGAUGGUCAACAACUCUCGUAGCGUUUCCGACGACAAGCAAGGUCCGGCGGAGAACAUCGUAUCGUCUGAGCCGACAGCGCCAGCGCCAGCACCCACGGCACCUCGCCUCAGCGUCAACGUACAGCAAGCAAACCAAGAACCCAAGGACAACAACGACCUCUACGAAUCCACACCACGUCUGCCCUCCAACCCUUCUCAGCCGCCAGCAGCACAGCCUAUAGUCGCCGCGAAUACGGGACACAGCAUGGUCAGCGACAGCUCUGCUGACGAAGCGCCCCGAAACGCCAGCCACGCCAACGGCAGCGCCGGGACCGCGGCCACGACUACCCUGGCGAGGGGCAAGAGCACGAGAGCCGAGCUGGAGGAUACGGAAGACGAACGUCAGAGGACCAUGCGACGCGAGGCCCAGGAGGAGAAGAUCUUGGUCGACCCGUACGAGGAGCUGUCAUCCGGGGGGGUCAAGUAUAGGAAGGAAGAGGAGCCGGCGGAUGUGCCCCAGAUGAGUGCGACAAGUUACCCAGGCCAGGAGUGGAAUCCUUACGGAGCUGGCGGGUUUGAGGAAUGGGAUUGA
This is a messenger RNA of Colletotrichum acutatum, 4611 nucleotides long. RefSeq lists its product as uncharacterized. The record is from RefSeq and is a predicted model, not a curated record. The transcript is spliced from 5 exons. Lineage: Eukaryota; Fungi; Ascomycota; Sordariomycetes; Glomerellales; Glomerellaceae. Bases 1 to 4611 code for a protein of 1536 amino acids.